AUGAAGGUGCCGGCCGCCGCCCACGUCGAGUCGGCCGAGCCGUUGACGACGAUGCCAGCGCCCAAGAGCAAGACCAAGGUGACACUCGAGGGCACGCAGGGCACGCUGCUGGCGACGCUCUACGCGCGCUACCUCGACGCGGGCCUGGCGCGGCCCGUGCUCGGGGACCGGUGGGCGGCCUACGUGGUGGACCAGAUCGAGUGGGACUGGGCCCGGUUCCGGUUCAGCAAGUUCUUCUGCUACCUGAUGGGCCUGCGGGGGAGGCAGGUGGACGAGUGGACGGCCAGGUUCCUCGAGAAGCACAAGGACACGGGGGCGACCAUCGUCCAUCUGGCUUGCGGCCUGGACGGCCGUGUGUACAGGUUCAUGGACGCCAACGGCGGCUGCCUGCCGGCCAAGAUGCGCUGGAUCGACGUGGACCUCCCGGACGUGGUGCCGCUGCGCAGGAAGCUGCUGCCCAAGCCGCGGGCGUCUGCCGAGACGGGCGGGAGCUACACGCUGACGGCGUCGUCGGUGCUGGACCGCGACUGGCAGCAGUCGAUCCCCGCGGAUCGACCGACGCUGCUAAUCUCCGAGGGUCUGGCCUUCUACCUCGAGCCCGGGGCGGGACGGUACAUGUUCCACGACCUGACGGAGCGCCUCCGGGGCGUGGGCGGCGAGGUGGUGCUGGACUGCAUUGGUAGCAAUGUGGUUUGGUGGCAACGAUACAACAUCUUCAACGCGGUCAAGGCCGUCAACGCAAAAUUCACCUGGGGCAUCGACAGCGGGCGCGAGGUGGCGCAGUGCCACCCGUCGCUGCGGGUCGAGGACGACCUGAUCUGGGCGCGGCUGCCGGGCACGAAGAGGAUGGACUGGCUGAACCGGUUCCUCCUCUGGCUGACGCGCGGGCCAGUGCCGACCAUGGGCCGCCUUGUCAGGCUCUCGUUCGAAGCCGAGGGGAAGGCGCCUGCUGCCGUGGGGGGUGACGAUGAGGCACAGCAGUGA
Messenger RNA from Gaeumannomyces tritici R3-111a-1, 984 nucleotides. RefSeq lists its product as hypothetical. Bases 1 to 984 code for a protein of 327 amino acids. Lineage: Eukaryota; Fungi; Ascomycota; Sordariomycetes; Magnaporthales; Magnaporthaceae. The transcript has 3 exons. The record is from RefSeq and is a predicted model, not a curated record. Gene Ontology annotation, biological process: methylation. Gene Ontology annotation, molecular function: methyltransferase activity.